Messenger RNA from Alligator mississippiensis (American alligator), 4455 nucleotides. RefSeq names its product hydroxysteroid 17-beta dehydrogenase 10 (gene HSD17B10). The record is from RefSeq and is a predicted model, not a curated record. Gene Ontology annotation, biological process: fatty acid metabolic process; estrogen metabolic process; androgen metabolic process. The coding region runs from base 3621 to 4403 and encodes 260 amino acids. Gene Ontology annotation, molecular function: estradiol 17-beta-dehydrogenase [NAD(P)+] activity. Lineage: Eukaryota; Metazoa; Chordata; Crocodylia; Alligatoridae. The transcript is spliced from 6 exons. Gene Ontology annotation, cellular component: mitochondrion.
CACCAUGGCAUGAAGAAACCACGCUCCGGGCCAAGCAAGACUGGUCGGGGGUAUCUGGGGGAGUCCACAAGUGCCACAGAGUCAUAGUGUGGGAUGGCCAAGAAGGAUUUCCAUUUCUAAUUCCAGCCCAAAAAGAGUUCCCUGUUCAAGCCAUUGUCCUUAGUACUGUUGCUGGGGGCAGGGUGAGGAGGUGUACUCUGAGUUGACAGUGUGGCAGAAGCCACACUGCGCUUUGGGCCAGACAGUACUAUGGUUGGGGAUGCCUGGGAGAAUCAUCCAGUGCCACAGAGCCAAAGUGGGGUGGCCCACCAAGGACUUCCAUCUCUAAUCCCAGCCCAAAAAACAGUUCCUUAUUUGAGCCAUUAUACUUAGAACAGUGGCUGGGGGGCUUGUCAGAAAGCUGCCGGGAACGGCCAAAACACCUUUUAGGCCGGGCAAGUCUCUCAUCAGAUAUGUCCAGGAGAGUUCCCUGGUAGCACAGAGGUAAGUCAAGGAGUGGCUCAAAAAGGAUUUCUAAAUAUAAUCUCAGCCCAAAAGCCAAUUCCUUAUUCAAGUCAAUGCAUUUCGUACAGUGGGAAUGUAGGGCUGUCAGUUGGCAGCCUGGCACUGCCGAACUGCGCUUUGGGCCAGGCAAGAUUCUGGUUAGAGGUAUCCAGGAGAGUGGCCUGGUGCUGCAGAGUCAUGGCAUGGGGUGGCCCAAGAAGCAUUUCCAUCUCUAAUCCCACCCACCAACCAAUUCCUAAUUCAAGACCAUAUACUUAGCACAGUGGCUGGGGUGCUGUCUGGCAUGGCCAAAGCGCACUUUGGGCUGGGCCAGUCUCUGGUUUCAAAUGUCCAGCAGAGUCCCCUAGUGUCACAGAGACAUGGCAUGGGGUGGCCCAAGGAGGAUUUCUAGGUAUAAUCCCAGUCCAAAAUCCAGUUCCUCAUUCAAAUCCAUAUACUUAGCACAGUGUCUGGGAGGGUGCUGUCAGUUGGCAGGCUGGCACAGCCAAACUGUGCUUUGGGCCGGGCAAGUCUUUCAUUAGAGAUAUCCAGGACAUUCCCCCAAGGCCACAGAGGCAUGACAUGGGGUGGGCCAAGAAGGAUUUCUGGGUAUAAUCCCAGCCCACAAUCUAGUUCCUUAUCCAAGUCCAUAUACUUUGCUCAGUGGCUGGGGUGCUGUCAGUUGACAGCCUGGCAAGGCCAUACCACGCUUUGGGUUGGGCAAGACUGGUAAAAUGCAUCCAGUAGAGUCCCCUGGUCAUGCAGAGGUAUUCUGAUGGGUGGUCCAAGCAGAUUUUCUGGCCAUAAUCCCAGCCCAAAAGCCAGUUCCUGAUUAGGGUCCAGAUAUUUAGCAGAGUGUCUGGGAGGUGGUGCCAGUUGGUAGCCUGGUGCAGAUAGCAGUUGGUAGCCUUUGGGCCGGGCAAGUCUCUGUUCGGAGAUGUCCAGAAGCAUCCUUUGGUGGCACCUGUCUCGGACGGCUAAAGCCGACUCGAGGUGAUUCAAUAAUUACUAGUUCAUCGGGGCGGGCUGGUGAAUAGAGAGGCUGAGAAAUCUUUAUGGUUGUAAAACUUUACUUAUGUCGCUUGCUGUUGCGACAAAAACGGUCCGGUCGUCUGAACAGCCACGUUAGUUGUUCCAGCUGGCAGGGCUCAGGCCAGCACGUCCGUCUACAAAUCGGGCCAGCAGGGAAAGGGAUACGUCUGGGAUUGCGCUCGGCAACGGGGAGACGAAUCGAUAGGUGAUCAGGCUACCUAUUAGCUCAGCCACGAGUCAGAUCUCUUCAGAAGCACUCUGCAGCGUGCUCAAAGUUCUCCGACUUGGGCGGAAGUCGCGCUAAUUUUUAAACGGCCAGCAAGCCAAUUACUAGCCGCCACGUGUGCAUAAUUUAGAACUGGCCAAUAGCGGAACACAAAUUUACAUCCGAAUGGCAGGAACUCUCUUGCACCGGGGGUUUUCUGCAACAACAGAAAGCCUUUACUUUUGCAAGAGGCUCUCAUGUGGCGUGAAAAUUCCACCGUGCCGAGGCACCAAAAGCACUGGGUUGUGACAGCAGCGAGGUGUAGUCUGGAGUGGCCCAAGAAGGAUUUCUGGGUAUAAUCCCAUCCCAUAAUCCAUUUCCUUAUUUGGUUCCAUAUACUUAGCACAGUGCCUGGGGUGCUGUCCGCAGCCUGGCACGGCCAAACCACGCUUUGGGCCAUGCAAGUCUCUAUUCAGAGAUGUCCAGGAGAGUCCCCCGGUGGCAUAGGGACAUGGUCUGGGGUGGCCCAAGAAUUUCUGGGUAUAAUCCCAGCCCAAAAUCCAGUUCCUUAUUCAGGUGCAUACAGUUAGCACAGUGGCUGAGGUGCUGUCUGUCGGCAGGCUGGCAUGGCCAAACCAUGCUUUAGGCUGGGCAAGUCUCUAUUCAGGGAUGUCCAGAAGUGUCCCUGUGUGGCACAAAGGUGUGGUUUGGGGUGGCCCAAGAAAGAUUUCUGGGUAUAAUCCCAGCCCAUAAUCCAGUUCCUUAUUCAGUUCCAUAUAUUUAGCACACUGGCUUGAGUGCUGUCAGUUGGAAGCCUGGCACAGCCAAACCACGCUUUGGGCCGGGCAAAUCUCUGGUCAGAGUUGUCCAUGAGAGUCUGCCAGUGCCACAGAGGUGUGAUCUGGGGUGGCCCAAGAAGGAUUUCUGGGCAUAAUCCCAGCCUAAAUUCCAGUUCCUUAUUCAAACCCAUAUACUUCACACAGUGGCUGGGGUGUUGUGAGUUGGCAGCCUGAUAUGGCCAAACCGUACUUUGGGCUGGGCAGAUCUCUAGUCAGAGAUGUCCAGAAGCAAACCCCGGUGGCAUUGAGGUGUGGUCUGGGGUGGCCCAAGAAGGAUUUCUGGGUAUAAUCCCAGCCCAUAAUCCAGUUCCACAUGCUUAGCACAAUGGGUUGGAUGCUGUCGGUUGGCAGCCUGGCACGGCCAAACUGCAUUUUGGACCGGGCAAGUCUCUGGUCACAGAUGUCCAGGACAGUCCCCCAGUCAUGCAGAGGUAUUCUGAUGGGUGGCCCAAGCAGAAUUUCUAGCCAUAAUCCCAGACAAAAAAACAGUUCCUUAUUCAAGCCAUUAUAUUUAGCAGCUGAAACCUCACUGUGGCAGCCAAGGCUCUACCCCAUUUUCAUCCCUUCGCCCCAUUCCCCAGCCCAGCAGCCUGGAGGCUUAGAGGGGUCGGCUGUGGGACCCCGGAUUCUUUGCCCCAUCUCCUGUUCUGACCCAUCAUACCCUUCCAAAGAAGAGAGUGAACCCAGGCUUCCGGCUGCCCUGCCCCCCGCCCCUUCUAAAAUUUUAACUAGGUCCUCCGGAUUUUAUUUCCCCUUUAAGGUUUUAUCUUCCCCUUAAAUCCAGUCCCGAUUCAUCCUCCCCGACUUUAGUGGCCACCCGUCAUUGGUCGGCCGUGGCAUAAGGGGGCGGGGCUUGAAAGGCCAGGGAGCAAAAUGGCUGUAGCGAUGUGGAGCGUGAAGGUAACAGGCAAAAACAGUCCAGCAAGUGAGGCGACCCCGACGGGAACAGGGCAGGGACGAUUCAAAUCAUAAGGCUUAAUCCAGUCUCCCCGCCUUUGUGGCCUCCCGUGAUUGGUCGGCCCUGGCACGAGGGGGCGCGGCUUCAAAGGCCAGGGAGCAAGAUGGCUACAGCAAUGCGGAGCGUGAAGGGGAUGGUGGCUCUGGUCACAGGUGGGGCCUCAGGCCUGGGCCGAGCCACAGCUGAGCGCCUCGUGCAGCAGGGUGCCAGUGCUGUUGUCCUGGACCUGCCAACCUCAGAGGGGACAGCUGUGGCCAAGGAGCUGGGAAAGCACUGUGCCUUUGCACCUGCUGAUGUGACGUCAGAGGAGGAUGUGCUUGCUGCCUUGGCCUUGACUCGGCAACGCUUCGGGCACCUUGAUGUGGUCGUGAACUGCGCUGGCAUUGGUAUUGCUCUCAAGACGUAUAAUGUCAGGAUGAACAAAGCCCAUGGCUUGCACCAUUUUGAAAGGGUCAUUAGGGUGAACCUGCUGGGUACCUUCAACGUGAUCCGCCUGAGCGUAGGUGAGAUGAUCAGAAACGAGCCUGAGGAUGGACACCGUGGUGUCAUUGUCAACACAGCCAGUGUGGCUGCCUUUGAUGGCCAGGUGGGCCAAGCUGCCUACUCGGCUUCCAAGGGUGGCAUCGUGGGCAUGACGCUGCCCAUUGCCCGAGACCUGGCCUCCGUGGGCAUCCGUGUCAUCACCAUUGCCCCAGGGCUGUUUGCGACGCCGUUACUGGGUGAACUGCCAGAGAAGGUGCAGAGUUUUUUGACACGCCAGGUGCCCUUUCCCUCACGCUUGGGUCACCCAUCUGAGUUUGCCCACCUGGUACAGAGUGUCGUGGAGAACCCCAUGCUUAACGGCGAGGUUGUGCGGCUCGAUGGUGCCCUCCGCAUGCAGCCCUGAGCUGGCCCUGGCCCUACCCCCAGGCAGGGGAUGAAUAAAGGACUGAACCUCA